UUUUAAUUGAAACCACCGAUCUCGGAUGUCGUGUUGUUAUUCCUUUGGGUUUUUUGGUUGCUAUUUAAAAUACCUCCAGACAGUUGCACCUUCAGUCAUAAAAGUGGGCUCAACACGUGCACAGCACGGUCUCUCUCUUGCAGUGCUCUCGGUUUGAAGUCAGAGGGAUAUUGUCUUUGCAGGGAUGGUAGAGGAAAUGAAGAUGGAAGCAGUGCUGAUUAGCCCCACAACGGGCCAGUCCGCAGGUCAGCAGCAACAAGGCGCCGUUGUCAGCUUCCACAACAUUCACUACAAGAUUACUCAGCCGGGAGGAUGUUUAUGCCGGAGAAAGACCACCUUCAAAGACAUCCUCAUUGACCUCAAUGGAAUCAUGAAGCCUGGUCUAAACGCCAUCAUGGGAGCGACCGGAAGUGGCAAGUCAUCCUUUCUGGAUGUUCUGGCUGCCAGGAAAGACCCUGCAGGUCUGUCUGGUGAAGUCCUCAUCAACGGGGCUCCUCAGCCGCCAAACUUUAAGUGUCUGUCAGGGUACGUGGUACAGGAUGACGUUGUGAUGGGAACCCUGACAGUCAGAGAGAACCUCAACUUCUCUGCGGCGCUCCGCCUCCCAUCUAGCAUCUCUAAGGCAGAAAAAGAGCAGAGAGUGGACACUCUAAUCCAGGAACUUGGACUGAGCCGUGUUGCAGACUCCCGGGUGGGAACCCAACUGAUUCGUGGAAUCUCCGGCGGCGAGCGCAAACGCACCAACAUCGGAAUGGAGCUCAUCAUCAACCCAUCCGUUCUCUUCUUAGAUGAACCCACCACCGGGCUGGACGCCAGCACUGCCAACUUUGUGCUGUUGUUGCUCAAGAGGAUGGCCGAUAGCGGACGCACCAUCAUCCUGUCCAUCCACCAGCCUCGCUACUCCAUCUACCGCCUUUUUGACAACCUCACGCUGCUGGUCAACGGCAAACAGGUAUACCACGGCGCGGCACAGGGAGCUCUGGAAUACUUCUCUGACAUCGGGUACACGUGUGAUCCUCACAACAACCCUGCAGACUUCUUUCUUGAUGUCAUCAACGGCGACGCUUCUUCAGUGGCCCUGAGCAGUAUGGAUGGAGUAGACUCAGAUUCAGUUCUGAAGUCCAGACAAGUAAUCGAGGAUAAGCUGGUGGAAGAAUACAGGAGCUCAGCUUUCUUCAAGCAGACCAAAACUGACUUGGAGAGGAUUGUCCGUGGUCAGCCGACGAAAAGCUACGCUCCUUCUAGAACCAUAACUUACAAUACCAGCUUCCUGACGCAAUUCCGGUGGGUUCUGAAGAGGACGUUCCGGGACCUCAUGCUCAACCCGCAGACUUCCAUUGCUCAGGUUGCAGUUACUCUGUUCCUCGCUGUGGUUGUAGGGGCCAUUUUCUUCAACGUCCAGGAAGACCAGAGCGGCAUCCAAAACAGGUUUGGUGCCUUGUUCUUCAUCACGGUCAAUCAGUGUUUCAGCUCACUGUCUUCGGCCGAACUCUUCAUCUUGCAGAGGAAGCUCUUCAUUCAUGAGUACAUCAGUGGAUACUACCGGCUGUCCGUCUACUUCCUGUCCAAAGUCCUGUCUGAAAUCCUCAUGCUGAGGACCAUCCCUGCCAUGGUGUUCACCUGCGUGUCUUACUUCAUGAUCGGUCUGAAGCCGACUGUGGAAGCCUUCUUCCUCUUCAUGUUCACUGUGACUCUUGUGGCCUACACGACCACCGCCAUGGCACUGGCCAUCUCUGCUGACCAGACGGUGGUGGCCAUCGCCAACAUUUACAUGACCAUCGUCUGCGUCUUCAUGAUGAUCUUUGCAGGCUUGCUGGUCAAUCUUCCCUCCAUUGUCAGCUGGUUGGCUUGGUUGAAAUACUUCAGCAUACCACGCUACGGCCUGAGUGCUCUGGAAGUGAACGAGUUCAAAGGGUUGGACUUCUGUCGUGGCGUAAACACCAGCACCAUCCCAGUUGGAAAAAUUUGCAAAGGGGAAGACUUUCUGAAUGAGCAGGGUGUGGAUUACUCCAAUUGGGGUUUUUGGCAGAACCACUUGGCCCUCGGCAUCAUGACCUUCUGCUUCCUCACCAUUACCUACCUCAAACUGCGCUUCUUAAGGAAGUUCACUUAGACCAGAUUUGCCAUGUGUCAAAAAUGUCUUUUGCAGAUUUUUGUUCAUGUUCAUUCAUUUGAUUCUGUUCUACAAUUUUGUUGAUAAAACUAGCCAUGCUGUGGUGGUCACACUGCCUACCAGCAUGUGGCAGAGUUGAUACCACAGUGCUUAUAACUUGAAUGUUUGAAGAAAUUAUCCUGUUUUUUUUUUUUUUGGUCACUCCUAACUAGCUCAAUACUCGAGACUUUUUGCACUUUUACGUUAUUUUUGAAAAAUAAAACAUCUU
Molecule: messenger RNA, 2381 nt
Organism: Doryrhamphus excisus (bluestripe pipefish)
Lineage: Eukaryota; Metazoa; Chordata; Actinopteri; Syngnathiformes; Syngnathidae
Gene: abcg2a
Product: ATP-binding cassette, sub-family G (WHITE), member 2a
Biological process (GO): transmembrane transport
Cellular component (GO): plasma membrane
Molecular function (GO): ABC-type transporter activity; ATP hydrolysis activity; efflux transmembrane transporter activity
Source: RefSeq, a predicted model, not a curated record